ACUGAUGGAUACAAAUCCCGUAAAAAAAAUUAGACAACCAAAUCUCAAAGACUUUAAACAAGCUAGUCAAAGCAGGAGAAAUAACAAAACAAUACCAAUGGAGAAUGAAAUCCAGUGGACCAGUACUCCCCCGAUUCUACGGCAGACCCAAAAUACACAAACCAAACAUCCUACUACGUCCAAUUGUAGCACUCCCCGGAACGCCAACGUACAACUUGUCAAAAGAAAUUUCACGAAUACUAAGACAUCUAGUAGGUUCAACCAACCACUCCAUCAAAUCCCCAACACAAUUCCUAGACCGAAUUAAGGAUAUUCAAAUCAACAACGACGAACUCAUGAUAUCCUUCGACGUAACAGCACUAUUCACCUCAAUUGAACCAAAGUUAGCAAAAGAAACUAUAUCCCUCCUGCUCAACAACGACACAAAUCUCACUAAAUACACGAAGCUUCAAAUUCAAAGUCUACUGGAACUCAUCGAUUUAUGCCUAACAACAUAUUUUCAAUUCAACAACAAAAUCUACGAACAAACGAAAGGGACACCAAUGGGAUCACCAAUAUCAGGACUGAUCGCAGAGACAGUGAUGCAAAGACUAGAAGCCACUAUAUUACCAGCGAUCAAGCCAAAAAUUUGGAUUCGCUAUGUAGACGACACCUUCGUCAUCGUCAAAAAGAAUGAACUGGAAAACACUUACAAACUGACCAACGUUUUCAAUGACAUCAAGUUCACAAUGGAACAGGAGUCAAACAACAAACUAGCAUUCUUGGAUAUAUUGAUCACUAGAACCGACACAGGAAAACUGGAAACUCAAGUAUAUAAGAAACCGACCCAUACAGAUCAAAUUCUCAACUACAACAGCAACAACCCAAGAGCUCACAAAAUCAACUGCGUACACACUUUGUUCAAGAGGGUGAAGACACACUGCAGCACACUGGCAGCACGAAAAAAUGAAGAGAAAUACCUGAAAGACGUAUUUCAAAAGAACGGCUACCCAAUCAACUUCAUCAAAAAAACACCAACCGCACGCAGCAUCAGAACCCAAGUCAAGCACAAAAAUCAACAAAAGGAUCACCCUACCAUACAUACAAGGAAUGUCAGAAACCGCAACAAGACUGCUGAAAACCUUCGGGAUAGGUGUGGCACACAAACCGACAAAGCCACUACAAUCAAUCCUAUGCAAACCAAAGGAUGAAAUAACAAAGGAAAACAAAUCAAACAUCAUCUACAAAAUAAAUUGUGCUAACUGCGAAAAACACUACAUCGGACGAAGCGGACGCCCCCUUCACCUUCACCUACAUGAACACCAAUUAGCAGUCAAACGCCAUGAU
Messenger RNA from Schistosoma mattheei, 1326 nucleotides. NCBI's taxonomy places the organism in Eukaryota, Metazoa, Platyhelminthes, Trematoda, Strigeidida, Schistosomatidae. The record is from the annotation of a GenBank genome assembly.